Molecule: messenger RNA, 6232 nt
Organism: Helicoverpa armigera (cotton bollworm)
Lineage: Eukaryota; Metazoa; Arthropoda; Insecta; Lepidoptera; Noctuidae
Product: protein zer-1 homolog
Exons: 8
Coding region: 296-2602 (768 amino acids)
Cellular component (GO): Cul2-RING ubiquitin ligase complex
Source: RefSeq, a predicted model, not a curated record
UUUAUGCUAGUCUAUGACCAAAUAUUAUUAUCUACUGUCGUGAAAAAAGUCAAUUGACUUUCUUGUUGCGUUGUGCGAAAACUGCGAUUUACUAGCAGCCUGCUGCCCAGUUCGCAAGUGCAUUGGUUUCGGUCGGUCCGACGGUACAAAUGCAACGUUGAACUAUCAUCGCAAUGGACUCUGACGUAAUUUUCUACACCUAAAUUCAGUGAGUGAUAUACAUCGAAAUGGUAUCAUCGCGAGCCUUUCAUUACUCAAUACUUUAGACGAACUGAGACAGUGUUUGUCCGUCAGAAUGUCGAACGUACAGAAGUUGUGUUUGUAUGAUGCAUCGUAUGAUUCGUACCCCGACACGUUGUUUGAUAUUUGUAUGGACUAUAUUGUGGUGAAUCUUAACACAAUUACUAACUUCGACCCUGAGACCCGAUGGCGUAGAUUCAAAGAUGAUGUUAUACUUCCCUCUGAGAUUUGCGAAAAAUUCAUCAAGUCAUACCAGAAGAAAUACCGCAUCAAUGAUAAUAUCGCGAACAUGUUCCGCGAUAAGGUUCGCACUCGGCUUAGCACAGUGAAGCUGCGGAACUCGCGCAUCACAGAUGAGGGGCUGCGCUGCCUGAUGGAGCACAAGCCCUACGAAGUGGAGCUCAACCAAUGCGAGUAUCUUUCACAAUCAUCGCUGGAGAUCAUCAGCAACAACAGCCAAAACUUGCACUCACUCAAAUUUGGUCCAUUGACCUAUGUAUUCCCACAAGAUGAAGGUAUCUACAGGCAGCGAGGGUACAUCAUCUAUGCUCCAAACUUAAAGCGACUGACAAUCCAACGUCGAGGUCUCGCAAUAUUCCCAUUGCUUUUGUUAAAGCCUCUGCAGCACCUGACACACUUGGACCUCUCUGAGUGUACAUCGGCUGGUUCCAUUUGGGCCCUUAAUGAGAUGAAUAAUCUGCGGUUCCUGGUCUUGCAUGCUGUGCCGUGGACUAAAGAUUUAAUUGAUUGGAUCUCUGGGAUGGGCCACUUGAGGCACUUGGAUAUUUCCCAGUCAAAUGAGAGGCAUGGGAAAUAUUUCUCACCAAAUGAGGUGCUGACUCAGUUGGUAGAGAGCCUGCCACUACUGGAGUCAUUGGAUAUAUCGGGCACUAAUUUGGCCGGCACGGGGGCUGCUGCAGUGUCAACCAUGAAUCAAGGCACUUCAGAUAGCAUGGAGUGUGAGGUGCGCUGCGACAUACCCGGACUAGUGAGCCGAGUUAACAAUCCACUGGAGUUCCUUGGCUUGUACGGAACUCACCAUGGAGCCUGCAAACGCCACGAUAUACCAGCUAAAGUGAUUACUGGUGACGCUAAUGAGGAGCAGAUCCUAGCUGCUGCUCGGGCUUACAUGGAGAGACCAGCAAUGCUGACGCGAGUGCUCAAUGAUCUUUACUAUUUGUUCCGCUACGAGAACAAUGCGUAUGUGGGCCGGGCCCUAUGCGUGGUGCUCGAUGCCAUGGACCUGCACGUCAUGGAGAAGCAUAUACAGAUCUCUGGCAGUGCCACCCUAUUCUACAUAGUGAAAGGGAAGGAAAAGGACCGCAUCGGCAUUAAGAUGAAGAAGCGCAUCAUCACUGCGCUGCUUGACGGCAUGGAGGCUCACCUCGGUGACGACACCAUGAUGAGGAACGGCUGCCUCACGCUGUGCCAGUUCAAGAUACCUACUGAUGUGUUGUUCGAGUAUGAGCGAGUUGUACAGAUUCUUUUAAACGGGGUAGCGGACGUAAAUCAAGAGGGUUUCGUGCAGCGUAUCGCUAUUUACUUAUUAAACUCGCUGGCCUGUCAGGUUGAUGGCAAACAGAAGACAUUCCUCGGCAACCAAGGAGCUAUUGGGAAAAUGCUGAACCUGAUCUCGGACCGGCUCGAGCGGCGCAUAUGCGAUGACGUUCUGGAAGUGGCCUGGUCCACCAUGUGGAACGUCACCGACGAAACCCCACAGAACUGCCAGCGCUUCUUGGAGAACCGCGGCAUGGAAUACUUCUUGGCUUGCCUCAAGAUAUUCCCCGAUAAAGAGGAGCUACUCCGCAACAUGAUGGGUCUUCUUGGCAACGUGGCAGAGGUAGCUCUCCUGCGCCCGCAUCUGAUGAACAAGCUGUUCCUCUCCGUCUUCUACGAGCUCCUGGACUCGUGCAGCGAUGGCAUCGAGGUGAGCUACAAUGCUGCCGGGGUGCUGGCACACAUGGCUUCUGACGGCCCACGUGCAUGGACGGUCGCCGAGCCAGCACGAGAGAUGGUGCUCCAACGCGUGGCCGCCGCCGUCGAACGCUGGGACCUCCGCGCUGAACGCAAUAUCAACUACCGCUCCUUCGAGCCCAUACUGAGCUUGCUCCAUGCUCAUCAUACGCCGCAGUGCCAGCACUGGGCUGUUUGGGCGCUGGCUAACCUUACUACGGUUUACCCGGACAAGUACUGCACUUUGGUUGAGGCGGAGGGUGGUCUCCGGCUGCUGAACGAGCUGCUCCUGCACCCGCGGCCCUACGAGCCCAUCAAGAAGCUGGCCUACAUCGUGAUCAACAACUGCGCGCGGUACGCCGCUCGCGACACCAGCAGCCCGCUGUUCUCCGCCUCGCCGGACAACUAACUAACGGACUUCUUCGAGGAGAUCAAUCCUCGAUUGCGCGAGUAACCGCCCACGGCACACCGACCCCCACACUCAAGCCAAAAACUUUCAAACUUCAUCAUUAUUAGCUCACCUAAGGAAUCAUUGUGUUAGUACAAUAAGUAAAUCUAUUUUGGGCGCCAUGUGCCAGGCAUCACUCGGAAUUUUAACUGUAUUAGAAACAAACUAAUACCAUUUUUAUCAAGAUUGAAUAUCGAGCUUAAAUUAACUCGUUGUCCAGGUCGAAUUCUUAUACACUAAAAACAUGAACAAUAGAUUUAACAUUGUUUGUGGACCUUGAUCCCCCUUUAGAUUCUACGUCUAAGCUAAUUUCCUAUGACAGGAAUUUGAAUUAAGGCUACACUUUACACGAAAACUCAGUGAUAGUUUAGUUUAGGUAUGUUGUCGGCCAAACAUGAUUCUUAGGACAAACUAGUUUGGCCUAGGCUUAAAUAGUUCUUCCUAUGCGCCUUAGGAUAAACCUUUUUGUUUCGGCCAAACGCGUUAACUUUUAACUACGACUAAUUAUCGUAUUCAUAAACUGGCAAAACUGUUUAUCUUAUUGGGCUUAGGACAAAACAGUUUGGCCUAGGCUAUACUAGACGAAGAAGUUAAGCCUAAGCCAAACUAGUUUGUCUUGAAAUCGGGUUUGGCUGGCAACAUAUGCAAGUAAUGUAAUUAAGAAAAUAAUGUUAACUGUUUACAUGUUUUUUUUUGCUUUGUAAAAAUAUGAUCUGUAUAUAUCACUGUGUUUCCACUUAUUAGUUUUAUUUGAGGCUAUGCCUGAUACUAAAGCUAUCAUCAGUUGUGUUAUAAAUAUCGUCGUUGAUUUUCUGUCAUUUUUGAUAGACGUUAGGUUCCACAAGAACUGCGCGUAUCUGAGAUGCGAUUUAGUUAGUGAUAGCAUAUGAUUGAACAUCGUGUUCUAAAACGAUUUCAAAAUUUGUUUUGGAGUUGCAGCGUGUAUUUAUUCUUUGACUAAAAAUAGACAUGUAAAAAUACACAUUUGAUGCGUAUCGAUUAAAUUAGUCUAUUUUUUGUGUGUUAGUGCGAUAUGGUUUAGUUUAUAUUAAAAUCUAAAUUUAUAUAAAGAUUUUUAUCUUCUUAGAAGUGAGGUUGUCUCCCGUAAUUUGGAGUAAUACGAGUUUCAUUAGGAUUAUGCACAGCAUCUAUUGAAAAGCAGCAGCUAUGAGAAACGCCAUGACUUUUCAUAUAACUAGAAUGCCCACAGAGAUUUAUAUUGCUCUCUCCACAUGGGCCACGGCGUCAACUCCGCAAUAAACGAAUUCCUUAUGAUAUAAUAUUGAAUAACACGAAACGUGAGUUGAUUACAUAUUAGAGUGGAGAGAUAUAUCUGCGGUAAAACCACACACUUUUAUAGUUAGUUGUAAUUUUGAUAUUCUUAAGAUCCCAAUAAGGCCGGGCCUAAGGUAACAUACAAUUUUUAUUUGUAAAUUAUUUAUUUUAUUUUAUUUAGGGCCGAUUUUUCAAUCAUCAGUUAACUUCUAUCUGAGGAAUAAAUAUGGCGGUUUGACAUAUUUUCCAUACAAAAGCUGUCAAAACGUUAAAAAUAUUCCUCAGAUAGGAGUUAUCUGGUGAUUGAAAAAUCAGCCCUUAUUGAUUUAUAAUAUUAUAUUAUAUGCAAAUAUGAAUAUAAAGUUAUGAUUAAUUUCAAGGUUCAGAGCUGUUAAUGCUGUUGAUUGGACGCACCGACGCUGCUCGUCGCGCGGCCAGGUCGAUCUGAAUAUUAGUUUAUGAUAAGUUGUCUUUUCUACGACUAUUAUCAGUCGUGUUUUUUGUUUUAUCAGUUGACUUUUAUAAAACAGCAUUCAGUGAAUGAUUAAAAAAAUAAUGCAACUUAACAGAGGCUUUUUUUUAUUUAAAUCUGGCACAUUUCUGUAUUUGAUCGGGAAAUGAAAUGAACUAAAAUGAAAAGGUUUUAAUAAAAGUGCAAUCACGGUAAAAGUACAGAUGUCCGUCCCGUUACCGUUGCCAGAAUUAUUACAUUGAUAUACAUGAUUCUAUUUCAAUCAUAAUACUAGUCAUAUCGUGUUAGUUGUGAGGAUACACGCAGUUUUUUACAUAAAUUAAAUUUAUGCAAACAUUAUACUCAUCUAUACAUUGGUCUUGUUUACAUAAAAUAAUGCAAAGUUUAGGUCCUACAUAAUAUUAUUUAACACAGUUGUUUUUAUUUCCGUUAUGUAUGUUACGUUGUUGGCUCACUUACGCUAUAUUGUUUUAUAUUUAUUGUUGAUUUGCGCGACGCUAAUGAAUUCAAAUCUGUUCUACUUGCCAAGAUUCACGCGCAUACACUACAAACGUGAACAGAACUAUUGAACACAGAACGAUUAUUAACUGGAUGACAUAAAAAUGGUAUGAGUACAAAAAUAAUACACUCGGUAUUUAUUUAAAUUGAAAUAACUUGUUAGUCAAGAUUAUUCCAGUAAAUUGAUGUUUAUAACAAGUAAGUUGUAAUAAUUGUCUACUUAACAACAAUAGCGUGUUAGUCGUUUGCCCGCUUACUGCCGCCGAAAUAAUCGAUGUUAUUUGCUGUAACACUUUUUUAAUGCUAACUGUUUAGGAUACAGAGGUUGAGUUUCUAAUAUGAGACCAUGGAGCGAAAACCGAAGCUGUCAACUACACGUCGUUAUGAGAAAAGCAAUGCAUCAGUUAUGUGAACUGAAGGUAUUUCCUAGUGUCGGUUUUCGCUCUGAAGUUCCAUCUCACAAAUUCAACCCGCAUUAUGUAGCGUCAUCGAUAUGUAAUAGAUUAACGUUUAACAUUAUGCAAUAGUUAUUAUUACUCGUACAUUUCAUAGGUGUCUAUAUUAUGGAUUGAUUGUCAAGUUGAUCGGGAACACACGCUUGCUUUGCUGCAAACAGUUCCCGGGGCCGCGUCCUCGGAGGCUGUUUUGCUUAGUUAGCUGUGAAUUUGUCUUCGGCGCUUCAAGCUUUGGACUCGACAAAUCACAACAGUGUGUGUUUAGUUUACGUAAGGCCAUUUUAUAAUGUUAUAUAACUUAAUAUUCAAUCUGAUGUUUAGAAGUAAUAAGAUAUUGCCGGGCUUAGGGCCCCAGCACCGCGCUGUUUGGGGAUGGCUAACAAUAUACAGGAACAGUAAUGUCAAACAGUGGUAUGUAUCGCGAAUCUAGUCGGCCUGUAUAUGCGAAGAGCACUUGAUUAACAGCAUUAUUUUCGUGUAGUAGAUCUAAACUUUUAAUACAUUUUGAUGAGAUCAGUCUGCAGUAACAGGGGGUGUUUUUAUGAUAUUUCCUGAAAUAGUAUUAACACUUUACCUUAUAUUUAAACCGGCGUUGUAUAAGCCGAUCAAUAGAUGUUUAAUGUCUAAUAAAUAAUAAUAUAUGUUUGUCAUCUUCACACACGAUUGUCUCCUAGUAUUUUUCUUUAGUUGAUUAAUUGUGUUGCUACGGUCUAACAUUAUUUUGUGUAACGAUUUUUUUUCUUGUUACGAUAAAAUGCUGUAGCUUGCAAUUUUAUCGAUAAUUCAGUUUUGUUGUUCAUUAAGUUAAGUUGAUCAUGUAUUAAUUCUAGAAAACUUACCUCUUUUAAUUGAUUGUCGUUUCAGAGAUCAAUAAAUAAAUAUCUGAAUGUC